CUUAGAAAUAAAAAUCUUUACAGUCUCUUUCCUACUUUGUUCGUAUAAUAAAAAACAAAUUAUUUCACCGUUUUGAGAAAUUGCCGAAAAUACCCUUAUACACGUUUCACACAGCACAGACGCCUCCAUUCUCGUCAAUCGUUGGCUCUUCCGGGGCCGAUUCCUUCGACUCCUCCCCUGCCCCCGCCGUUAUCUCCCCUGAAGCUACCGGCCGGAGACCGUCGCACCCCACCGGAGGUUUGUGAUUUCUUCGCUUUCAUUCGUUUUCCAUUUUCUUUCUGGUUCGUUUUCCCGACUUGAAUUGAAGCACGGAGCAUUUGGAAGGGGAAAAAUGGAAGCGGCGAGGUUCGGUUCUUCCCAGUUCACCACCAUUUCUGGUUCAACGAGUUCACGGAGGAGGCCGCCACUUAAAUUGCAUAGAAAUAACAUCACUUUCAAAUCUCCACUGAAAUUCUCUGUCCGCGCUUCCGCUGUUGAAGGCGACGAUUCUGCCGUGACUCUGCUUGAUUAUGGUGCCGGCAAUGUUCAGAGUAUUAGAAAUGCAAUUCGGUAUCUCGGUCUCGAUAUCAAAGAUGUGGAAACACCGGAGGACAUUCUGAAUGCAAAGCGCCUUAUUGUUCCUGGGGUUGGAGCAUUUGCUGCAAUGAUGGACGUCUUAAACAACAACGGGAUGGCUGAAGCACUUUGCAGUUACAUAGAGAAUGAUCGGCCAUUUUUAGGCAUUUGUCUUGGUCUGCAGCUACUUUUUGAGUCAAGUGAAGAAAACGGGCCAGAAGAAGCUUGUUUGUUGCAGUUAAUGGUGAGGAACUUGGGGAAGCCAGUUGAACUUGCUGGACAGUAUUACUUAGAUGGGGCUGAUGAGGUUAGCUUUUUGAAUAUCACAGGCUUUCGCGAUUUCCCUCUGGGCGAUUUGCCAAUGUUGCAGAUAUUGAAAUACACAUCAGAGAAUGUUUUUGUACCACUUACAGUUGGUGGUGGUAUCAGAGAUUUCACUGAUGGAAAUGGAAGGUACUAUUCUAGUUUGGAGGUGGCUUCAGAAUAUUUCAGAUCUGGUGCAGAUAAGGCAGGAUAUAGCCAUGUGUCAACAAUAAGAUAUUAUGUCAAAGAAAUAUUUUGCAACUUAUUUUCUUUAAUUUCUUUGAUUAGCUUUUGUAACUUUUGUUGCUGUAGUUUUGUGAUAUUGUUUGAAAAUGUGUUUGUUAAAAUGUUCUAGAUAUAGCUUUAAAA
This is a messenger RNA of Lactuca sativa (garden lettuce), 1227 nucleotides long. Lineage: Eukaryota; Viridiplantae; Streptophyta; Magnoliopsida; Asterales; Asteraceae. The record is from RefSeq and is a predicted model, not a curated record.